CGAUUGGUAUAAAUAUUGUCCAGAUCGUUAUAGUAUUCUAGACAGGUCGCCUAUGCCGUCGUCUCGCGCCCGCUCUUAAGUUUUGUCUUUUUCGAUAAGAAUCCGUUUCUUAUUGACGCCUGGUUAAAAUUAGCCGUAAGGUGCUAGCGUUGCAUGAUUCGGCGUUGCAACUCUUAAAACUAGAGCACGGUGGUUUUCUACCACACCGACUGCACAACUAGCAGGCGGUGGGUGUUAAGAGAAAGGCCAAGUUAAAAUCAUGGCCAACGAAGAAGUCGAGAAGGAGACGAAGCCAGCAGACCCUAUAGCCGAGGUUGACGCCCCGUCGAAGUUGGAAUCUUCGGUACCUUACGACGACGACGAAGAUGAUCUCCAAGACCCAGAGGAAGAGAUUCGCCUCCGUGAGGAGUCGCUGGACGAGCGUGCUAAUAGGGAGGAGUUGAAGCGUACCCAGAGCUAUGUUACCGACGCGAGCACCGUGACGCGCACCACAACUCGUGCUUCAGUGCCGGCUACACCUAAGAAGCCAUGGUAUAAAACACCAAACCCUCUACGAUGGGGGUCAAUUCCUCCAGUUCCCAAAGAAAGGCAGGAGUCGGCAGAAGCCGGAGCUAGUUUCUUUAGUAGGCUGACAUUUCAGUGGAUGGCUCCCCUGAUGAAUGUUGGCUAUAAAAGACCACUCGAGCAGAUGGAUCUCUGGAAAGUGAAUCCAAGCCGGACAGUAGAUGUAAUGGCUCGCAAGUGUACCGAGUCCUUCGAACGGCGGUCCAAAAACGGAGACAAAUACCCCCUGCUUUGGGCGAUCCACGAGACCUUCUUCUGGGAAUUUUGGGUCGGAGGUUUAUGUCAACUUGUGGCCGCCAUCUUACAGGUUUUAUCGCCGUUUGUGCUCCGAUAUCUCAUCGCCUUUGCGCAAGAAGCUUGGGACAACCAACAGAGCGGGCGACCUCCACCGCCCAUUGGUAGAGGAGUCGGGUUAGUUCUGGGAGUCACAUUUAUGCAAUUCUUCCAGAGCCUGGGAACAAACCACUUUCUGUACAGAGGCAUGAUGAUUGGUGGCCAAGUACGAGCUGUCAUGAUUAGCUUCAUAUUCGAAAAGUCUAUGGUCAUUUCAAAUCGAGCCAAAGCCGGCGGCAAGGUCGUCGCGAAUGGCAAAGACGGUGAGAAAACAGAGGCGGGAACGGACGAUACGAAAGAGGAGGAGACGACCAAGAAGGAUACCAAACCUGGAAAGAAGGGCGUUGCCGGCGACGGUGUGGGCUGGAGUAAUGGCCGAGUUGUCAACAUAAUGAGUGUCGACACAUAUCGUCUUGAUACCGCCUCCGCCAUGUUCCAUAUCGUAUGGACUGCACCGAUUCAAUGUAUCAUCACGCUGGUCGUCCUGCUCAUAAACUUGUCCUAUAGUGCACUAGCAGGUUUUGCUAUUCUCGUCAUUGGAAUUCCGGCUCUUACUCGGGCUAUCCGCAGUUUAUUCCGACGCCGAGCACUGAUUAACAAGGUGACCGACCAGCGCGUCGCCCUUACUCAAGAAAUUCUGCAGUCUGUUCGAUUUGUCAAGUAUUUUGGAUGGGAAGAGGCAUUCAUGAAGCGCUUAGGAGAAGUCCGAGAGCGUGAGAUUCAUGGAAUUCAAGUCCUUCUGGCAAUUCGCAAUGCUAUUAACUCUGUCAGCUUGUCACUUCCCAUCUACGCCUCCUUCCUCUCAUUCAUCACCUAUUCGCUGACAGACCAUGGCCUCAGCGCUGCCGAAGUCUUUUCUUCAUUGGCGCUUUUCAACGGUCUGCGAUUACCACUCAACCUGCUACCUUUGGUUAUUGGAAAUAUCGUUGAUGCAUGGUCAUCGAUGAAACGUAUACAGGAUUUCAUGCUCUCUGAAAAUCAAGAAGACACUGCCAUUUUUGAUCCAGAGAGCGAAAAUGCUGUUGAGAUGAAGCAAGCUAGCUUCACUUGGGAGCGAACUCCUACACAGGAGGACGAUAAGCCAGCCGGACCUGGAAAAAAGGCUGCUUCAAAGAAGAAAAGCCAACGGCCCGCAAAGCAUGACAAGGGUGCAGAAACGUCGGAAUCAAACUCGGACACGGCCAGUACUCUGGUGGAGGAGCGUGAGCCAUUUAAACUUGAGCAGCUCAACCUCGCGAUCGGACGCAAGGAAAUUAUUGCUGUCAUUGGUUCCGUUGGCAGCGGUAAGACAUCUCUCCUUGCGGCGCUCGCUGGUGACAUGCGAAAGACUUCAGGUGAAGUGCUUCUUGGCGCAUCAAGAGCUUUUUGCCCACAGUACGCUUGGAUUCAAAAUACCUCGGUUCGCAACAAUAUUCUUUUCGGUAAAGAUAUGAAUAGGGAAUGGUAUAAAGAGGUUAUCAAAGCAUGUGCCCUACAGCCUGAUUUAGAUAUGUUGCCAGAUGGCGAUGCAACCGAAAUUGGUGAAAGGGGAAUAACCGUAUCUGGCGGACAAAAACAACGACUUAAUAUAGCACGUGCUAUUUACUUCGAUGCUGAUAUAGUACUUAUGGACGACCCUCUGAGCGCUGUCGAUGCCCACGUCGGUCGCCAUAUCAUGGAUAAUGCCAUUCUAGGGCUAUUGAAGGACAAAUGUCGAAUUCUCGCCACCCAUCAACUGUGGGUUCUGAACCGCUGUGACCGUAUUGUCUGGAUGGAUGGUGGCAAGAUUCGUGCCGUCGAUACAUUCGAUAAACUGAUGGAGAAUGAGCCCGGUUUUAAGACUCUGAUGGAAACAACGGCCCUAGAGGAAAAGAAAGAAGACGACGAUGGCGUGGCUGUCGAAGAGAAGUCAUCGAAGAAGGACACCAAGAAAAAGAAGAAGGCGCGGGGUUUGAUGCAGGCUGAGGAACGAGCAGUUGCCAGCGUUCCUUGGUCAGUCUAUGGCAAGUAUAUACGGGCGUCUGGUAGCAUCUUCAAUGCUCUUUGGGUGUUCUUGGCUCUCAUUAUAGCACAAGGCGGCAACAUUGCGACAAGUCUAUGGCUCUCGUACUGGACUGGGGAUAGAUUUGGAUUUUCUCAGGGAGUUUAUAUCGGCGUCUACGCGGCUCUUGGAACCGGCCAAGCUAUUUUCUUGUUCAUAUUUGCCCUUAUGCUGACAAUAUUCGGGACACGAGCAAGCAAGGCACUACUUCGGCAAGCCGUGACGAGGACAUUGCGAGCGCCAAUGUCGUUCUUCGACACGACACCCCUUGGGCGCAUUACGAAUAGGUUCUCGAGGGAUGUUGACGUUAUGGACAACAACCUGACAGAUGCCAUGAGGAUGUUCUUUUUAACAAUGGUGACGGUCAUCUCCGUAUUCGCUCUUAUCAUCGCGUUCUUUCACUACUUCGCCAUUGCCCUCGUCCCCUUGGCUAUCAUCUUCAUUCUGGCGGCCUCGUACUACCGUUCUUCCGCCCGUGAAGUAAAGCGCUUCGAGUCCGUUCUUCGAUCGGUCGUUUUUGCCAAAUUUAGCGAGGGUAUCUCAGGUGUCGCUUCUAUUCGUGCGUAUGGAUUACAGGGCCGUUUAGUUGGCGAGCUUAGAGGCACAAUUGACGAGAUGAACUCGGCAUAUUACCUGACGUUCUCGAAUCAACGAUGGUUGUCGUUGCGUCUGGACCUUAUUGGUAACUUGCUAGUAUUUACCACAGGUAUCCUUGUCGUAACAUCCCGGUUCAGCGUGCCCCCGUCAACCGGUGGUCUGGUUCUGUCCUACAUCUUGAGUAUCGUGCAGAUGUUGCAGUUCAGCGUGCGGCAGUUAGCCGAGGUGGAGAACGGCAUGAACGCUGUGGAACGUCUCAUACAUUAUGGCACAAACCUCGAAGAGGAAGCACCCGAGCACACGAUUGACGUACGCCCAUCGUGGCCCGAGAAAGGUGAGAUCGUCUUUGACAACGUCGAAAUGCGAUACCGUGAAAAUCUGCCGCUUGUGCUCAAGGGCUUGUCUAUGCAUGUCCAGGGCGGCGAGCGAAUCGGUAUCGUGGGACGCACCGGCGCCGGUAAGAGCUCCAUCAUGUCGACCUUGUUCCGUCUCGUCGAAAUUUCUGGCGGCCACAUCACCAUCGACGGCAUCGACAUUGCGACCAUCGGGCUCCACGACUUACGCUCUCGCCUCUCCAUCAUACCACAAGACCCAACCCUAUUUCACGGCACUGUACGCAGCAAUCUCGACCCCUUUUCUGAACAUACAGACCUAGAGCUGUGGUCCGCAUUGCGACAAGCCGAUCUCGUUCCCGCCGACGCCGGACCUAACGAUAAAGAUCCAAGUAGGAUCCAGCUCGACAGCAUUGUGGAGGAGGAAGGGUUGAACUUCAGUCUCGGACAGCGCCAGCUUAUGGCUCUUGCGCGUGCACUCGUCCGUGGCUCGCGAAUCAUUGUGUGCGACGAAGCCACCAGCUCGGUCGACAUGGAGACUGAUGACAAAAUUCAGAAGACGAUGGCCGUGGGCUUCAAAGGACGGACACUGCUGUGCAUCGCGCAUCGUCUACGCACGAUUAUCGGCUAUGACCGUAUCUGCGUCAUGGACGCGGGCCGCAUCGCUGAGCUUGGCACACCGCUCGAACUCUGGAAUAUCAAAGACGGUAUCUUCAGAGGUAUGUGUGAGCGAAGUGGGAUCCGACACGAGGAUUUGGUUACUGCAGUGAACUCGCUAAACGAAGGGUCCGUCACCACAUCUCGUGUUGUGGAUGAUGAGAAAGAGGACUCUAUUGAGCCUGCUGGGUCGUCGUGAGGGUUGAACUGAUAUUUGGAUCUUUUAUUUGGACUCGGAUGUCAUCAAAAGUAUAUCCGUGUGGAACGGCACACUUUCAUCAUCAUUGGCGGUAUAGCGCAGACAUUUUUGCUUUUUUUUCAGGUUCAUAUUCACCAGAUAGAUACAUAAGGCGUAAGCAUACUAGGGAAUUAGCAUAUUUCAAUCGGAUAUUAUGAUAAGAACGUCUCAGACUAUUUAUUGUAUCAUGUGAAAGGGUUGUGGUAUCGAGAGAGGUGAAGUAUAUUUAUUAAUAUCUGCUUGGAAAAUUUAUGAGAUGAUUAUCAGUACAUUCUUAUACCACCCCCUCCCCACCACGCAUGAAUCUGCGUAUUUGUUCAUGCGAUUGCAGGGCUCCGCGGGAAUUUUCUCCAGGGUCAAUCUUGUUCCUAUUUGUAAGCAGCGAAAAGGAAGGAGCUGUAAGUGAGCCGGGGUAAAAAAAUGGUUGAAGCAUCGAGCGUUUAAGACAUCAGGCGGUCGACUCCCACCCACUACGUCUGUCUGCCUCUCUGUCUUACACGACGCAAAAAGACGUCAGAAUGUGGCGAGAUGAAGUGCUUACUUGCUUGCUUGCUGGGCAGGUAGGUAAGUAAGGAGGUAGGUAGGUUAGGUGAGACAAUGCCCUCCCCGCAGCGACUUCAGGUUUCACAUGGUCCCGUUGCUUCCGA
Xylaria bambusicola is the source of this 5388-nucleotide messenger RNA. RefSeq names its product ABC transporter family protein. The record is from RefSeq and is a predicted model, not a curated record. Gene Ontology annotation, cellular component: membrane. NCBI's taxonomy places the organism in Eukaryota, Fungi, Ascomycota, Sordariomycetes, Xylariales, Xylariaceae. Gene Ontology annotation, biological process: transmembrane transport. Gene Ontology annotation, molecular function: ATP binding; ATP hydrolysis activity; ABC-type transporter activity. The transcript is spliced from 5 exons. Bases 260 to 4702 code for a protein of 1480 amino acids.